Gossypium arboreum is the source of this 1275-nucleotide messenger RNA. RefSeq lists its product as uncharacterized. NCBI's taxonomy places the organism in Eukaryota, Viridiplantae, Streptophyta, Magnoliopsida, Malvales, Malvaceae. The record is from RefSeq and is a predicted model, not a curated record. Gene Ontology annotation, molecular function: zinc ion binding. The transcript has 2 exons. The coding region runs from base 1 to 1275 and encodes 424 amino acids.
AUGGUGACUGCUGAUAUGAUUGCCCAAUAUUUUGAAGCAACUAUCAAGGAUCAUCCUAAGAUAAAGCUGAGGGAAAUUCAAAGAAGAUGUGCUUCUGAGAUGCAUGUAAAUGUGACCAUUAACUGUUGUUAUAGAGCGAAGAAAAUAGUGAAUGAGAAAAUGGCUGGGAAUCAUAAGGAGGAAUUUGGCUUGCUAUGGGACUAUGCUCAUGAGUUAAGGUCAAAGAUGCCAGGAAGCAUAAUAAAAAUGGCUGUUCAUAGGGUGACAGCAAACUCCCUUCCACAUUUUAAGAGGUAUUAUGUGUGCUUUGAUGCACUAAAGAGAGGCUGGAAAGCGGGGUGUAGGCCACUCAUUGGGCUAGAUGGUUGCUUCCUAAAAGGCCUAUUUAAGAGUGAAUUUCUCACAGCUGUUGGAAGAGACGCAAACAACCAAAUGUUCCCUAUUGCAUGGGCUGUGAUUGAAGUGGAGUGCACUGAUUCAUGGGGUUGGUUUCUCAGUCUUCUAUCAACUGAUUUGGGCUUGGAAGAUGGGUAUGGGUACACAAUUAUCAGCCUUGAGAUUGCAAUUUCUGACAUACUAUCAAGGGUGGAGCAUAAGAAUUGUGCGAGGCACGUGUUUGCAAAUUGGUUAGGGAGGAAGUUAGGGAAAUCUUAUGAGUGUGAUUUCUGGCAGAUUGUGAAGUGCACGACUAAAAGGGAGUGGGAGGAUCUAUGUUCAGCACUGGAGAAGAAAGAUAAUGAUGCUUACGAUAAUUUGAUGAAAAAGUCUCCAAAGAUGUGGACUAGGGCAUUUUUGGGGACAACUUGUAAAUCAGAUAUAGUUGAAAAUAAUUUGUGUGAAGCAUUCAAUCCAAGCAUUGUCAAAGCCAGGUUCAAAAGCAUUAUCAGAAUGCUUGAGGAUAUUAGGAUCAAGAUGAUGAAUAGGAUAAUACAAAAAAAGAAGUUAUGUAAUGGAUGGAAGCAAAAUUAUGGUCUAUUGGUGAAAGCUAAGUUUGAUGCCAACAAGAAGAACUGUGUAGAGUGGCAACUGAUAUGGAAUGGUGAAAAUGGAUGUGAGUUGAGGAAAGGAAGUUAUCAGUAUACAGUGGACCUAAGCCAAAGGAUAUGUAGUUGUAGAAAUUGGCAAAUUAGUGGGAUUCCAUGUUCCCAUGCAUGUGUUGCCAUGUAUCACUUAGGGCUUCAACCAGAUGAAUAUCUGCAUGAAUAUUAUCACAUAGAUACCUACAAGAAAGCUUACUCUUCUCUAAUGCAUCCCAUAAAUGGGCCACAUGAUUGA